UGAAUUUCUUAUCCCAUGUCCCAAGACCAAAACAAAUAAAGACACUUUUCCCAUUGAAUCUGGAAGCUUAACGUUUCUAAUCCAUGAUUUAAUCAGUCAACCUAAUUUUUUUUUUUUUUUUUUUUUUUUUUUUUUUUUUAACGUUAAAACCCAGUUUGAGAUCUUCCCAAUUCCAUGCACAGAAAUUCAUUUGCCAGCUGUUAGUUCAUCAUGCCAAGAUUAAAGAAUUCCCAUCAAGAUUCCAUUUUUUCUGUUUCUUGAUGGAGAUGGAUGCAAACUGAGAAGAUUUGGGACCUAUUUCUGUGCAAUAUGGAUCAAAGAUCUCGAUUUAUAUGUCGAAAUCAAACAUAUUCCAGGAAAUUGAUGUUCUUACUAGCGAUAGCAUUUGGUUUGGUUAUGGUUUUGCAGUUUUUUGAACUCCCAUAUGAUACUAUGUUGUCUUCAUUGCUGUCUGCUGGGAAAGUAUCAUUUGCUGGGAAAAAUGUCUCUUCCAUUUCAUCAUCUGCUUAUAGCCUUCAGAAAAAUGAUUCUUUUUCUCUUUCUGAGCAAAAUGUGAGUUCAAGUUCCCUUUCAAUGGCCAUAACACCUUCAAGAAGCUUCAAUUUGAACUCAAUUCCCCCCACAGCUUCAAUGGGCACAUAUAAUGUUAACCCCAGAUUGCCUCAGAGUAAUCUCAGUGCAUAUAAUCCGCCCGGCAAUUCAUCGGUGAAGGGAAGCCUCGAAACGCCAGUGUAUCCGAUAUCUGAGAUGAACAAGUUAUUGCAGCAAAGAUAUGCUUUCCCCCAGUCAUCAAUUUCGAGAUGGCACCCGAACGUUGAUGAUGAACUGGUUCACGCGAAGGCAGAGAUUAUGAAUGCUCCUGCUCGCCCCGAUGGAGAUCUCUAUGGACCUAUAUACCAUAACGUCUCGAUGUUCAAAAGGAGCUAUGAGCUUAUGGAGGAAAAGCUUAAAGUGUAUAUCUACAAGGACGGGGAAAAGCCAAUCUUCCAUUCAUCGAUACUCGAGGGAAUAUACGCUGCAGAGGGAUGGUUCUUGAAGCUAUUAGAAGCCAACGAGCAUUUUGUCACAGAAAUUUCGAGUGAAGCACACUUGUUUUACUUGCCUUUCAGUUCGAGGCUGCUGGAGUUGACGCUUUAUGUCCCGCACUCUCAUAGUCGCCAAAACCUUAUAGAUUACAUGAAGAACUACGUGGCCUCGCUUAUUGGGAAGUACCCUUUCUGGAACAGGACUAAUGGGGAAGAUCAUUUUCUUGCUGCUUGCCAUGAUUGGGCCCCGGCUGAAACGAGAGGCGAAAUGCUGAAUUGCAUAAGGGGCCUCUGCAAUGCUGAUAUAAGAACGGGCUUUGUUAUAGGAAAGGAUGUGUCGUUGCCAACAACCUAUGUUCGUUCAUCGAAGAAUCCUCGCAAUGAUAUUGGUGGCGAGCCUUCUUCGAGGAGGCCUAUCCUGGCCUUCUUUGCUGGUUACAUGCAUGGGAGAGUGCGCCCGUUGCUAAUCAAGUACUGGGGGAAAGAUCCCGACAUGAAAAUAGUCGAUCGGUUGCCUCAUGUCAAGGGUAAUAAGAAUUAUGUACAACUUAUGAAGAGCAGCAAGUAUUGUAUAUGUGCACGGGGUUUUGCAGUCCACAGCCCGCGAGUUGUGGAGUCCAUUUUCUAUGAAUGUGUCCCGGUUAUCAUUUCUGACAACUAUGUGCCUCCGUUUCUCGAGGUUCUGAACUGGGAAUCCUUCGCGGUUUUCAUCUUGGAGAAGGACAUUCCGAAUAUGAAGAGCAUUCUCCUCUCGAUCACCGAGGAGAAGUAUCUCGAGAUGCGAAGAGCAGUCAAGGAGGUGCAGAAACACUUCCUUUGGCAUGCUGAGCCUGCAAAAUAUGAUCUGUUCCAUAUGAUUCUUCACUCGGUUUGGUACAACCGAGUUUUUCGUACGAGAGUUUAGGAGAUUUAUAGAUUAGGACAUGUAGAGAACAUAUAAGAAAAUUGGCAAAUCUGAUUCUUCAUACUAUUAGAAGGACCUUGUGGUUUAGUGGCACCAAGUUGCUCUCUCGUAUGGGAGGUUGUGGGUCUGAGCCUCAGUGGAGGCGGUAUUGACU
Ipomoea nil (Japanese morning glory) is the source of this 2083-nucleotide messenger RNA. RefSeq names its product probable glycosyltransferase At5g03795. The coding region runs from base 271 to 1929 and encodes 552 amino acids. Gene Ontology annotation, molecular function: glycosyltransferase activity. The transcript has 5 exons. The record is from RefSeq and is a predicted model, not a curated record. NCBI's taxonomy places the organism in Eukaryota, Viridiplantae, Streptophyta, Magnoliopsida, Solanales, Convolvulaceae.